Molecule: messenger RNA, 1800 nt
Organism: Pediculus humanus corporis (human body louse)
Lineage: Eukaryota; Metazoa; Arthropoda; Insecta; Psocodea; Pediculidae
Product: Acetyl-coenzyme A synthetase, putative
Exons: 10
Coding region: 1-1800 (599 amino acids)
Biological process (GO): fatty acid metabolic process
Molecular function (GO): medium-chain fatty acid-CoA ligase activity
Source: RefSeq, a predicted model, not a curated record
AUGUUACUGAAUAAAAGAUUUCAUAAAUUUAUAUUACCAUUAAAAAGAGAAUUGUUGUCUAUAUGUACACAACAUACUGCUGCAAAAGCAUCUCCAAUUAAUUCAUUAUUAAUUAAUCAAUUGAAACCUGUGUUUAGAUAUGCAGAUGAUUUUUCUGAAAAAUAUGCAUUGCAUGAUAUAAAAGGAGAAUACACUUAUAGGUCUCUUUUUAUCACAAGUUAUAAACUUUCAAGGGAAAUAAGCAAUUUGUUAAAUAACAAAAAAAAUGAAAGAGUCGCUUUCCUAUGUCCAAACGAUGGAAGUUACAUAAUAACACAAUGGGCUGCUUGGAUGUCUGGCCAAAUCGUUGUGCCUUUAUCGAAACUUCAUCCUCCUAGUGUUUUGGAAUACUGCAUCACAGAUUGUAAUGCUAAAUUACUCAUUACAACUUCACAGUUUUCUGACGUGUUGUCUUCCCUGAGCGAUAGAGUCAAAGCGAAACUUCUCAUAUUAGAUGAUGAAAUUAUUAAUGAAGCUGUAGUUAGAAAAGAAACUAAGACUGUUGUUGAUGUUACUAUAAAAAAUCCACACGAAGCGAAUCCUCCAUUAACAGGAGGAUUAGAUCCUGAAUUUUAUCAAAAUAGUGAUGCAAUGAUUGUGUACACAUCCGGAACAACUGGAAGUCCUAAAGGUGUUGUUUUAACACAUAAAAAUCUUCAUUAUCAAGUACAAUCCAUGAUAACAGCUUGGGGAUGGACUUCAAAAGAUGUUAUCCUUCACACAUUACCUUUACAUCACGUUCAUGGAAUUGUUAAUGCUAUCCUUACUCCAUUAUCAGUUGGUGCUAAAGUUUUCAUGCUGCCAGAAUUUAAUUGUAACGACGUUUGGUCAAAUUUAUUAUUAAUAAAAAAAGCUCCAGGUGAUAAAAUAACAAUAUUUACCGGCGUUCCAACAAUGUAUACAAAAUUAAUUGAAGAAUAUGAUAAUUUAUUUCAAAAUAAUAAAAGGCAAUGUGAAUUUAUUAAAACGGUACUAUCUCAAAAAGUAAGGCUGAUGAUAUCGGGAUCGGCACCAUUACGACCUCAAAUUAUAGAAAGAUGGAGAGAAAUAUCCGGGCAUACGAUACUCGAAAGAUAUGGAAUGACGGAAACGGGAAUGGUAUUGAGUAAUCCAUUGAACGGAGAAAGAAAACCGGGAUUUGUGGGACAACCUAUGCCAGGAGUCGAAGUUAGAAUCGCUUCGAAGGAUGAUCCGGAAAAAAUCCUAGUCGAAGGGAAUUCGAAUUCCAGCACAGUUCUAACAACAACUCAAAAAAAUUCAGAUGUUAAAAAUAUAACUGGAGAAUUACAAGUGAAAGGACCGAACGUUUUUCGAACUUACUGGAACAAACCCAACGCAACCGCCAAAGAAUUCGUAGCCGAUGAAUGGUUUAAAACAGGAGAUUUCGUCGAAUACGUUGACGGUUCGUAUAAAAUGUUAGGAAGAACAAAUGCUGAUAUUAUUAAGACUGGAGGAUUUAAAGUAAGCGCUCUCGAAGUCGAAUCCAAACUCAUUGAACACGAAGACAUAAAAGAUGUCGCUGUUGUCGGAGUUCCAGAUUUAACGUGGGGAGAAAAGGUCGCAGCCGUUUUAGUUCUAAAGUCUGAUAAGAAAUUAAGUUUGGCGGAUUUGAGAGGUUGGUGUAAACACAAAUUGGCACCCUAUGCCAUACCCACCGAAUUGAAAAUUGUCGACGUCGUACCACGGAAUCACAUGGAUAAAAUCAACAAGAAAGAUAUACUAAGAGAUAUAUUCAAAGUGAAACAAAACAAUCCGACCUGA